CCUGGCCGGGCGGCAUGAGGCGGGCUCCGCCGGGGCUGCCCGUCGCCUAGCGCGGCCCGGGCCCGUGGGGCCAUGUCGGACGAGCGCAACAUGGAGAGGACGAUCAAGGAAACAUUCAUUUUAGAGGAAUACAACAUUAACUGGACCCAGAAGCUGGGGGCUGGAAUCAGCGGUCCAGUGAGAGUCUGCGUGAAAAAAUCUACUCAAGAACGAUUUGCACUGAAAAUUCUUCUUGAUCGUCCAAAAGCUAGAAAUGAGGUACGUCUGCAUAUGAUGUGUGCAACACAUACAAAUAUUGUUCAAAUUAUUGAAGUUUAUGCUAACAGUGUGCAGUUCCCUCAUGAAUCCAGUCCAAGGGCUCGGCUCCUAAUUGUAAUGGAGAUGAUGGAAGGGGGAGAGCUAUUUCACAGAAUCAGCCAGCACCGGCACUUUACUGAGAAGCAAGCAAGCCAAGUAACAAAGCAGAUAGCUUUGGCUUUGCAGCAUUGCCACUCACUAAAUAUUGCACAUAGAGACCUCAAGCCUGAAAAUCUCCUCUUCAAGGAUAACUCUUUGGAUGCUCCUGUUAAAUUGUGUGACUUUGGAUUUGCCAAGGUAGACCAAGGUGACUUGAUGACACCCCAGUUCACUCCAUAUUAUGUAGCACCUCAGGUUUUAGAGGCACAAAGACGACAUCAGAAAGAAAAAUCUGGUAUUAUCCCUACCUCACCCACACCCUACACUUAUAACAAGGACUGUGAUUUGUGGUCUCUGGGUGUCAUCAUUUAUGUGAUGCUGUGCGGAUACCCUCCGUUUUACUCCAAGCAUCAGAGUCGGACAAUUCCAAAGGACAUGCGGAAAAAGAUCAUGACGGGAAGUUUUGAAUUUCCAGAAGAAGAAUGGAGCCAGAUCUCAGAAAUGGCAAAAGACAUUGUGAGAAAGCUGCUGAAGGUGAAGCCUGAGGAACGGCUGACGAUAGAAGGAGUGCUAGAUCAUCCCUGGCUAAACUCCACCGAGGCUCUCGAUAAUAUUUUGCCUUCUGCCCAAUUGAUGAUGGACAAGGCAGUGGUUGCUGGGAUACAACAGGCUCAUGCAGAACAGCUCGCUAACAUGAGGAUCCAGGACCUCAAAGUCAGCCUCAAACCUCUCAACUCUGUUAACAACCCAAUCCUACGCAAAAGGAAAUUGCUGGGCACUAAACCAAAGGAUGGUGUCUAUAUCCAUGACCCCGAGAAUGGAAGUGAUGAUUCCAACGUGGCUCUGGAGAAACUCCGAGAUGUGAUUGCACAGUGUAUUCUACCACAGGCUGGUAAAGGAGAGAAUGAAGAUGAGAAACUGAAUGAAGUGAUGCAAGAAGCUUGGAAAUAUAAUAGGGAAUGCAAGUUAUUACGAGACACUCUUCAAAGCUUCAGCUGGAAUGGUAGAGGAUUCACAGAUAAGGUGGAUCGGCUAAAACUGGCAGAAAUAGUAAAACAAGUUAUUGAAGAACAGACAAAUUCUCAUGAUUCACAAUAGCUGAAGCUUCUUAAUCUUAUUUUUUUUACCAUUUAAGAGUUAUUCUUUAACUGUAAAAAGUAUUUUUAUGUAAAUUAAUAAAUCAUAAUUAUUUCAUUAAAUUUCCAUACUGCUUGAAGAUGCUGUAUAGUUGUAGAUAUAAAAAUCAUUGGUACUGUAAUAUUUUUUUAAAACUCAGUUCCUCAAGGUAUAUAUGAUCACUUAUGUACUGUUAACUCAUGAGUCCCUUACGUGGGGCAAAUUAUUGUUUAAAAACCAUUUGUUUUCUUAAUAACCAGAUAGCUGCCUUCCAUCUGCUAUACAUACAGCCAGCUGCAAUGACUAAUAUAUAUAUAUAUAUAUAUAUAUAUAUAUAUUAUGAAUGAGGCAACUACAAUUUCUUAGCAUUCUGCUCAAUGAAUACUUGAAGCAAGUGCUGUGGAACAUAAACUUCAUAGCCACCCUUUGUUACCUAAAUUAUGAUUUUAUUUAUUUAUUUUUUUUUUGGUAGUGGCAGCAGAAUAAUUUGCCCUGGCAGUGACCUGAGGGCCACUCUUUUAGCACUUUCAGGAAGCUGUGCAUCCAAACCCAUACGCUUGCUAUAAUUUUCAGUUCUGAGUGAUAACUCUAGUCUUUUCUUCUUCAGCCCUGCCUCUUCAUCCUGGCUUCGCUAAGACUGAGUGACAAUUCAGUGGAACUGUCACGAUUUUAUUUCAUGUUAUUUUUUAAACAGGGGAGAACUUUAGUGACUUUGAUUACUUAUUUUUAUUUGAAUGGUGGUUCGUCCCUCAGACAACACUAUAAGGGAUUUGUUUGCUUUUGCCCCAGACAAAAAAAAGUUGAGCCUGAGUUCCCUCCACUUUGCUGGAAUAUCUGACUCUGCAUCAGAUGACAACUCCUGGUUUCUCCCUUGUAUAAACACGAUGCUGCGGUGAGUUUGAUGCUGGUCACUCGGUUGCAGCCCCUCUGGAGUCUAAGCCCAUCAUUGCAUUGCUGUACUGGAGUCCCUUCUGCUGGCAGAGUUGUUCACCAGGACUCCUCCCUAACCUGAGGUCCCUGUGCUGCUGGUACUGAGGCCACCAAGGGCAAAUUCCUACACUACUCUGAAAUGGUUCAAAAAGCUGCUUUUUUAAUUUUAAUUUAAAAAAAUACAAAACUGUACAUAUUUCUAGUUUUCUAUCUUCUGACACUUUUCUUUCUUUUGAGACUGGUUGAAGGCUUUUUAUAGAGAUAUUUUGGUACCAUACCUGUGCAGACAUUGAGAAAGUUUGGUCUGCUGACUGAAGUGCCAAUUCAGGGCUAUUAGGAGUAAUUACUCUUAACCUUUAUUCUUAACCUUAAAAACCUGAGCCAUGGAUCUCCCAGUGUACCCACUAUGGCAGUCAGGCCUUGUUCAUUUUGUGUUGUUUUUUUUCCCCUCUCUAAAUCCAAUUUCCUCAAGACUCUUAGCUUUGGAUGGUCAACCUGUGUCUGAUUCUUUCUAUAGGAUUUUGUAAACAAUGUCUUAGUUUUUCUUACGAAAAUGAGAUGUCACGUUGCGGUUUUUUCCAGUGUAUAUGUUAACCUCAUUAGCUUUCUUCCAAUCUGUUUCAGCAGUCCUCCAUAUCGCAGAGCUUUAAACUUCUUGAUUAUUGCAAAUUUCAGACAGUCCUUACUCAGCCAAAUCUUUUCCUGACUGCAGCGGGAGAUUGCUUCUUGCACAAGAAUGACAGAAUUGCAGCCUUUAAAACACUACAUUUGAAUACCUGUGCACUGAUGCAUACUAAUGAGAGAGGUAGUGACCUAGUAGGAAAGGAAUCACAUUUUUUGUAUUUCCUCAUGUCAGCCUCCAUCAAAUCUUUGAAGAGUUCAGAUUUUUUUAAAUUCAAAAAACAAACUCACUAUGUAUCUUGUCUUCAGUUGCAAAUUUUUAGGCAUGGGAUGUGGAGAAUAAAACAGAGAGAUUGCACUGUCUUUUUAGUAGGAAUCACAUGCUUAAUUCCCCACAGACCACUUUGAAGCUUUACCAUACAAGCCACUAGUAAGUUCCCAGGAGCUUGAGGCCAGAUUUAGCUUGUAUGAAAUGGGAUCAGAUGGUGACUACUCUCAUGGUUAAUAAGGAGCGGUGUUGCACAUGCAGUAUUGCCAUGCUACCCUCUAUCAUGAGCCAAACAACUUCUGGUUGGUGAGCAAGAUGCAGUAUAAAUGCACUACGGCCAGCUUUCUGAUGUGGGCUGCCCCCAGUAUGAAAGGGGAUUCUGGCAAGGCUUGCCCUGUAGAGCUCCAGCAUAGGUCACCUUUGGCUACUUCUGCCUUAACUGGUGACCUGGUGUCUUAAUCUGCCUUUGCUUUGGGAUUCAAACUAAUAUGAGAUUCCAACAAGACUUCCUCUGCCGCUGUUUUGUAAUGAUCCUUUUAGAAAUGGUUUCAAGCUGUUUCCACAAUACAAAGUAUGUGUUAUAUCAGGAACAGAAAGCCUCAGACUGUCAUAGCAACUGCUUUUAGAUAGACUUGAAACAGAAAUAGCAAAUGGGUUAGGAAGACCUAGAACUGCCUAAUUAAUUGCUGAUCAUUGUGAUCAAGUGUCUGUUCUCCAUUGAAUCUCUUUAAUUUAUUUAAGCAACAGAAUUACUCUGGGCCAUUGGUAAUUGCAAGGUGGGUUCAUUCACAAUUGACUAAACCAAUUUGAUAUUUGAACAGUGCAGGUUUGGAAGGGAGAAAUCAAAUGCAUUUUGACAUGUUUUUGGUGAGAAAGUACUUGUAUAGGGGUUUGCUGUUGAUCAUAUUGUUCAUCAGCUGAUGAACUGGGCUGAUCUGAUGUGUGUGUAUAAGGAAGAGAAGAGUAAGAUGACACUAGCUAAACCUAAAGGUCAAAUGGUUUUAUAUGUCUGGUUAUAAAAACUUUAAUUAGUUUUGUUUUUUAAAAAUUUAGGCUAAAUUUUAGAAUUCAGAAUUAAAUAUACUUUACUGGUUCCUAUGUAAAUAUUUAAAAGUUAUAUUUUCGUCUUUCCACCUUUCUUUAAGUUUUCAGGAAAUGGAACUACAAGGUAUUUUUAUUGAUUGUGUAAAAUUCAACUUGGAAAUAAAUCCCAUGGAUCUUUCAAAGCUGACUGUGAGUAUUGUAUAUAUGAUAUCUUGAAAUGGAAAUGUCUUCAGGAUGGUACCCAUAGAAGAAUAAUUCUUGGUAAAAACACUAAACGGAUACAAGAAAGUUGCCAUGGCUAUUAUUAUUAUUAUUAUUAUUAUUAUUAUUAAUUUUUAAAAAAAUCUUUGGCUGAAAUCAUUUGACCUUUACAUAUUGUCUUUUAUAUUAACUUAUCCUGUAAUUUGACUGUUUUUGGCUAUUUAAAAAGAGUUUAAAGGAACUUGAUUAGAAAAGAUGUUUUUGGUUGGUAAUAGCAACAUGUCAGAGCUUCGGUAUCAUUACAUCAUGUGGGUUUUGGUCUUUUUUUCUCUUUUGAAAUCCCUCUUGGAGACCUUCAUUGGCCAUGUUUAACUCGUGUACUAAAAACAUUUUGAUUUCUCUUUCAGUGUUAUCUGUCACGUGUUAGUUUUAUUUUGGAUCAGUAUUAUAUUGUAAAUAUUCUGCAUCAGUGUACAUAAAUGAUUUUACUAAACU
Gavialis gangeticus (Gharial) is the source of this 5071-nucleotide messenger RNA. RefSeq names its product mitogen-activated protein kinase-activated protein kinase 5 (gene MAPKAPK5). Gene Ontology annotation, cellular component: nucleus; cytoplasm. Lineage: Eukaryota; Metazoa; Chordata; Crocodylia; Gavialidae. The transcript has 14 exons. Gene Ontology annotation, molecular function: ATP binding; calmodulin binding; mitogen-activated protein kinase binding. The coding region runs from base 73 to 1494 and encodes 473 amino acids. Gene Ontology annotation, biological process: negative regulation of TOR signaling; Ras protein signal transduction; protein autophosphorylation. The record is from RefSeq and is a predicted model, not a curated record.